AUGGCGGAAGUGGACCUAGCCUCCGAGUUCCCUCAGCCGGCUGGUGCUUCGCGCUGGGCCGAGGUUAUGGUUCGCUUCGCGGCCAGGCUAGGCGCACAGGGCCGGCGGGUGGUGUUGGUCACUUCAGGUGGCACAAAGGUCCCACUGGAAGCACGACCAGUGCGUUUCCUAGACAACUUCAGCAGUGGGCGGCGCGGUGCAACCUCGGCCGAGGCCUUCCUGGCUGCGGGAUACGGGGUUCUGUUCUUAUAUCGCGCUCGCUCCGCUUUCCCCUUUGCACACCGCUUCCCGCCCCAGACCUGGCUGUCGGCCCUACGGCCCUCUGGCUCAGGCCGUUCAGGUCUGCUAUGCCUGGAGGCCGAGGAGAAGACGCUCCCGGGCUUCGCUGCAGCCUUGCGAAACUACCAGGAAGCUGCGGUUGCCGGCACUUUCCUCGCGGUAGAGUUCACUACUUUGGCGGACUAUUUGCAUCUGCUUCAGGCUGCGGCCCAGGCCCUCAAUCCGCUAGGCGCUUCUGCGAUGUUCUACCUGGCUGCGGCCGUGUCAGAUUUCUAUGUUCCUGUCUCUGAAAUGCCUGAACACAAGAUCCAGUCAUCUGGGGGCCCAUUGCAGAUAACAAUGAAGAUGGUGCCAAAAAUGCUAUCGCCUUUGGUUAAAGACUGGGCUCCCAAAGCAUUUAUAGUUUCCUUUAAGUUGGAGACUGACCCCUCCAUUGUAAUUGAUCGUGCACAUAAUGCUCUGGAAGUUUAUCGACAUCAAGUGGUGGUGGCCAAUAUUCUUGAAUCACGACGGUCCUUUGUGGUUAUUGUAACCAAAGACUCGGAAACCAAGCUAAUGCUUUCAGAGGAAGAAGUAGAGAAAGGUGUAGAAAUAGAAGAGAAGAUAGUAAGUAAUCUUCAGUCUCGACACACAGCUUUUAUAUGUGACAAAAACUGA
Messenger RNA from Orycteropus afer afer, 936 nucleotides. It is a transcript of the gene PPCS, whose product is annotated as phosphopantothenoylcysteine synthetase. Gene Ontology annotation, molecular function: phosphopantothenate--cysteine ligase activity. Gene Ontology annotation, cellular component: cytoplasm; nucleus. The transcript has 3 exons. The record is from RefSeq and is a predicted model, not a curated record. Gene Ontology annotation, biological process: coenzyme A biosynthetic process. NCBI's taxonomy places the organism in Eukaryota, Metazoa, Chordata, Mammalia, Tubulidentata, Orycteropodidae. The coding region runs from base 1 to 936 and encodes 311 amino acids.